GGUGUGAAGAAGAAGAUGCCGUUGGUGCACCGGGGGCCCAAGGCGUGGGUUGUGGCGUUGGCUCGGGAGGCUGCCCGGGAGAGCCUGGGCUAUGAGGCAGUGCCGCUGCAACGCGAGGGCAGGACCCAGCCCUGGCCGUGUAAUGCCAGCUGCACUGUGAUGCGUGUCGGGGCACCUGUGCGUGACAGGACUGGGACAGGAACCCUGUGGCUCCGUGCCAGGGGAAGGCCGCCAGCUCCCUGAGGAGCAGGGAUGUGGUAUGAUUGAUAAGAAGCCAUCAUCAGGUGCUAAGAUGGCCAAGAACUUCCCAAUGACCCAAGGGCCGGUGGAGGUUGAGAGACCUAGAAAGAAAGAACAUGAAUUCAUCAGUCCAUUCAGCAGCUAUUUUGAACGCCUCCUGUGUCCCAGACACUAUUCAAGAAGCUCGGAAUAUCAAUGAACAUGAUAGGCAAGGCCCUCAUAUUCCAGCCUUGACUCAAGGAAAACUGUAGGGUGUGGUUAAGUGGCUAAAGAUUAAGGACAAGAUUGGCCUUUAGGCAUAUGUGGACCCAUGGAUAUGAUCUGUGUGGCAUAUUGGUUUUUCUGGAAACCAUUGUGAAACUGUUCAUAUCUACUUAAAGGAACUCAUUUGAAGUCUGAGUCUUGAGGCAAUAGGCAGAACAGGUAUGCUGGAAGGAAAGUAUGAGUCUUAGGCUGGAGUACAGUGGCAUAAUCAUAACUUAUUGCAGCCUCCAACUCUCAGGCUCAAGUGAUCCUCCUGCCUUAGCUGCCCAAGCAGCUGGAACCACAGGUGAACAAAAAUUGUUUGUUGGCCCCCAGGAUACUAAUUAGACCUUUAGCCUGGCUCACAGGACUUAAGGCUCCAUAUCUGAAGAAGCCUUUUACCAGUCUCAUUUGGGGGAUGGAGACAACAUGUCUUCACCCAAGGACUUUAGAGCAGAGUCUGUAAAAGAUAAUGAGGGAAGUGAUUCUGAAGCAGAAGACCUGAAUUUCAGGGAGACUUUGCCUUCAUCAAGUCGGAAAAACACACCUAGAUCAAAGGUUUCUGACAAUAAGGUUAACUCAGAGAAGGUAAAACUUCCUCUUCAGAAUUUCCCAGAUAAUGAUUAUGAGGAUUUUUCUGAAGCACCUUCAGAAAGUGAUGGAAAUUCUAGCAUGUGGACAGCCAGAGGCCACCUCAGAAGAGACAGGUGGAGCACUGAGGAUGAGGAGGGUGCAGGGCCCUCACAGGCUGCCUCCCCUCUGCUUUCUGAUACACACACAAUUGUUUCUGAAGGGGAACUGGAUCAGUUGGCUCAGAUUCGGCCAUUAAUAUUUAAUUUACAUGAGCAGUCAGCCAUCAAGGAUUGUUUGAAAAUGCUUGAGAAAAAAACAGCAGCAUUUGCUAUCAUGCAGGAGGAGUUUAUGGCUUUAGAACUUAAGAAUCUGCCUGGUGAGUUCAACUCUGGGAAUCAUCCACUCAACAGAGCAAAAAACAGAUACCGAGAUAUUCUUCCAUAUGUUUCUGUUUCUGUAAUAGAUGAUUCAACACGUGUUCCUCUUGGAAAAAACAAGGACUACAUCAAUGCUAGUUAUAUUAGAAUAGUCAAUUGUGGAGAAGAGUAUUUUUAUAUUGCUACUCAAGGACCACUGCUGAGCACCAUAGAUGACUUUUGGCAAAUGGUGUUGGAAAAUAAUUCUAAUGUUAUUGCCAUGGUGACCAGAGAGGUAGAAGAUGGAGUUAUCAAAUGCUACCAUUACUGGCCCAUUUCUCUGAAGAAGCCAUUGGAAUUGAAACACUUCCGUGUAUCCCUGGAAAACUACCAGAUACUUAAGUAUUUCAUCAUUCGAAAGUUUCAAGUUGUGGAGAAGUCUACGGGAACUAGUCACUCUGUAAAACAGUUGCAGUUCACCAAAUGGCCAGACCAUGACACUCCUGCUUCAGCAGAUAGCUUCAUAAAGUAUGUUCGUUAUGCAAGGAAGAGCCACCUGACGGGACCCAUGGUUGUUCACUGCAGUGCUGGCAUAGGCCGGACAGGGGUGUUCCUGUGUGCAGAUGUCGUGUUCUGUGCCAUCGUAAAGAACCAUUCAUUCAACAUCAUGGAUAUAGUGGCCCAAAUGAGAGAACAACGUUCUGGAAUGGUUCAAACGAAGGAGCAGUAUCACUUUUGUUACAGUAUUGUGCUUGAAGUUCUUCGGAAACUUCUGACUUUGGAUUAAGAAAAACUUCUGUUGCCUCUCAUUUGAAAGUACCAAGUGGCAUGGCUUUGAGCCUCCUCAAGAAGAACAUGCUCACACUGUGCUGAAGGGCUUUGCUAUCAUACAAUCUGCUUUCUUGGUUUAUCAAUUUAUGUUCUUUCUAAAAAAAUCCCUGAAGGGCAACAUUGUUUGGCUUGGGGUGAACAGUGUUUACUCAUUGAUCUUGCUAGAUGAUAUAUAAAAAUAUCUUCCCACGUUUUCCAGUGAAACAGAUGUUACAUAAAAUAAUGGCAGCUUGGCUGUUUGGUUGAAGGGAUUACAUAGCCCAAUAAAGGAUUUAAACUGUAUUCAUUAAGAUUUUAUUUGGAAAGGUGGCUGGAGAGAGCUGAGAAUUUCCAAGACUUUAUAAGCCCUUGUUCUGGGAGAACAUAAAGGCCAGUAAACUGCAGGAUCACAUCAUGACCUCUUCCAGGCAUUUUUAAGACAGAUAUCUAUUCAUGUUCUUUAGCUAGAGUCUGUACUUCUAGCUGGCAUUUGAAUAACCCAAUUUAAAAAGAGUCCAGUUAGGGUGGACUAACUUUGGACACAAACUGGCUUCCAUUUCCUACAUUUUCACGCUGCUCCCCUCCUACAGCAGCUAGACCAGGACCUGUUGGUCUGGGAAGCAUUUCAUAGAUGGGCAGAGCUCAUUUUGGUGAACAGUCCAAAACUAAAAUAGUUGUUUAUAUAGAAAGUCCAAGAGGAAAUUUUUGCCAGGCCUGAGUUCUUUCCUAUCCCACCCUAACACUUAACAUAUUACUCAGUCCGCUUUGUUAAAAGCAAGUAUUAUAUUUAACUUGCCUCUUACUCUUUGCCCUUUAGCUAACUAAUAAAGUUUGAUAUAGGCAUUAUUAUAUAAUUCUGAGUCAUUUGGGGUAUCUCUCACGCCUGAUGUAUUUUUCAAACUCAGAUCUAUGGUAGUUUUUUCUCCAGAGUUCCAUUAAAUCAUUUAUUUCCAUUACUAUCUCACCUCUGCUGAAACAUUUAGAAACUAGAUUUGGGAACCAGAUUUUGGAAAACCAGAUUCAUAGUCAUGAAAGUGGAAACUUCCAUAUUCUGUUUUUGAAAAGUGUGUGGCCAUUAUUACAUUAAUUUUCUCAUACAAUGAAUAGUGAUAUUCUGUACAAGGAGUUUUGGUGACCAGUUAUACCUCAUUAUAAGCUAUAAAACAAUUGAUAUGUGUGUUUUACAGUUAACUUUGAAGAUCAGACUGUUCUAUGCAUUGAGAAAAUGUUUACUAUUAAUCUAUAAAUCUUGAAUUUCUAAGAGGCUUGUUUUGUUCUUUUGGCUGAAUGGGUAUAUAUGAAUUGGUUGAAUAAUUGAUAAUUCUCAUUUAAAAAAUAUUAUAUGCCAUAAAUGUAUUUGAUAUGAAAUCAAAUAGAUGAUUCUGUUUACAUUGUUCAUACAAAUAAUAGUCUGUUAAACAUUAAUUUCAUUUUGAUAAUUGGCCUUUAAUAUUUGUAUCUAAUUUUAUUUUCUCUGUUACUGUAAAAUAAUAGAUAUAACGUUUAACAGUUUUCUUGAGAAGGAUUCUGUGCCAUUACUUAAAUAAAAUAUUUACUAUG
This is a messenger RNA of Callithrix jacchus (white-tufted-ear marmoset), 3782 nucleotides long. The record is from RefSeq and is a predicted model, not a curated record. Lineage: Eukaryota; Metazoa; Chordata; Mammalia; Primates; Cebidae.